AUGAUGUCCGUUAUAUCACUACUUAUCCCGUGUCUUCUUUUAUCAAUUAUUCAAAUAACUUUUGCUGAUAUCUAUGUGUACAAUAGUGCAAAUAAACUUGUUGAAGAUUAUGAUGAUCAAGCUGCAAGUUUCGGUCCACCAUUUACAUCAGAAGGAAUAAAAGGUUAUGUUGCCUUGACAAAUCCAAAAAAUGCUUGUACUAAAGUAGCACCACCACCAACUCUUUCAAUGCCUGGAUAUCAAUGGAUAGCACUUAUUCCUCGUACUAAUUCAGUUGAUGUGUGUGAUUUUGAUCUUAAAGUACUAAAUGCUCAAGAAGCUAAUUAUAGUGCUGUUAUUAUUUAUAAUUAUGAAGAUGCACUUAUAGCAAUGGGUCCACAUGGAAGAAAUAUAAAAAUUCCAUCAACAUUAAUAACUCAUUCCGAUGGUUUAUCGAUUGUAUCAAAUUAUCUAUAUAAUAAAACAACAGUUAAAUCAGUUCCUCAAUUUCAUAUUAGAAUUACUGGUGAACAAUUAUUUAAUUUUCGCGCCUAUUUAAUACCAUUUCUUUGUAUUAUUGGUGUAUCAUUUCUUGGUCUUAUUAGUUUUACGUUGGUAAAAUGUUAUUUACAUCGACGUCGUACACGUCGUCAUCGUUUACCACGUUCAGCUCUUAAGCAAUUGAAGAUAAAAAAAUUUGUCAAAGGUGAUCGUUGGGAAGUUUGUGCUAUUUGCUUAGAUGAUUAUGAAGAUGGCGCAAAAUUACGUAUACUACCUUGUGAUCAUGCAUACCAUAUGAAAUGUAUUGAUCCUUGGCUAUUAAAUAAUCGACGUCAAUGUCCUGUAUGCAAACGUUAUGUAUUUCCAAGUCAUGAUAAUUCCGAUGAAGAAAGUAGUGUUCAUGCAACAACAGAACGAACACCAUUAAUACGACCAUCUGAAGAUAAUAUAAUACCUGAUGCUUCACGAAAUCGUCAAUUAGGACGUCGAACCAUUAAUUAUUCAGAUGUUGAUUCUUCUAAUUUUAUUGAUGAUACCAAUAAUGACACAUCAGAUACUGAUGAUGAAGCUAAUAUAUCAGCAUUACCAAGACAGUCUACUUCAAAUCGUAUAACAACAAAUGAUCUUGUUUUUGAUGAACCACAACUAACUGCUCAACAUUAUUCUCAUUCACAAUUACCACGUAUUAUUUUACGUGAAUCAAGUUCUGAAGGCAAAGAUAUGAAUAAUACAACAACAACAACAUCAUAUGGAAGUUUUCAUGAUUCACCAUUGGGCUCAUUUAUAACACCACGUGCUGCUAAUUUUUUUGUUGGUUCACUAGGUGGUACAACUGAUAAUACAAAUAUUUCGGCACGUUCUGUUAUUGAAGAUGUUAGCGACAUUGAAACAGACAAUAAUGAUGAACGAAUGUAUUCAGUAUUAACUGAUACCGAAAUAAAUCAUGCUUAUGUUUCUGAUGAGGCAGCAACAGAUGUAAUUCGAACAAACUUGUAA
Molecule: messenger RNA, 1476 nt
Organism: Adineta steineri
Lineage: Eukaryota; Metazoa; Rotifera; Eurotatoria; Adinetida; Adinetidae
Source: the annotation of a GenBank genome assembly